UAAAGUAUAUACCCGUGCCACGUUAUUUAAGGCUAUUCGCAAGAAAAAGCAAAGAAGGAAGAGAAUGAUCGGGUCCGAAGCUCCCAUUAACGUCUUCAUGGUGUCCUUUCCAGCACAAGGCCACAUAAACCCUUUGCUAAGACUAGGUAAGUUCCUCGCUGCAAAGGGUUUGUUCGUAACCUUUGCCACCUCAGAGACCGCUGGUAAAGACAUGCGAACCGCUAACUCCAUCAGUGACACAUCAGUGACUCCAGUUGGUGAUGGUUUUCUCAAGUUCGAUUUCUUUGAAGACGGUUUAGCAGAUGAUGAUCCCAUUAAGAAAGAACUCAGUGAUUACUGUGCUCAUCUUGAGCUUGUUGGGAAGCAAUACGUUUCCCACAUGAUCAAGAAGCAUGCUGAGGAAAACAACCCAAUAUCAUGUAUCAUAAACAACCCUUUUCUUCCAUGGGUUUGUGGUGUAGCUGCUGAACAUGGUAUUCCUUCUGCUUUGCUUUGGAUUCAGUCUAGUGCUGUUUUCACCGCAUAUUAUAGUUAUUUCCACAAACUGGUACGUUUCCCGUCACACGAUGAGCCUUAUAUUGAUGUUCAUUUGCCUUCUAUAGUCCUUAAGUAUAAUGAAGUCCCAGAUUUUCUGCACCCGUCUAGUCCAUAUCCAUUUCUUGGGACACUCAUAUUGGAACAGUUUAAGAACUUGUCCAUACCGUUCUGCGUGUUGGUGGACACCUUUGAGGAACUAGAGCAUGAUUACAUCAACUAUAUUUCAAAGUUUGUGCUUAUGAGACCCAUCGGUCCUUUGUUCAAAAACCCAAAAGCAAAAGGAUCGAGAGAUAUACGUGGUGAUUUCAUGAAGAGUGAUGAUUGUAUGGAGUGGUUGAACUCGAAGGACUCAGCAUCUGUGGUGUAUAUCUCUUUUGGAACUAUUGUGUUUCUGCCUCAAGAACAAGUGACUGAGAUUGCACAUGGACUUCUGGAGUCUAAAGUCUCAUUUUUGUGGGUGAUAAAGCCACCUCUUUUGGAAUUGGGGCUUCAGCCUCAUGUUCUGCCAGAUGGGUUCUUGGAGGGAACAAGAGACAAAGGAAAAGUGGUGCAGUGGAGCCCACAAGAAGAAGUGCUGGCUCAUCCUUCCGUGGCAUGUUUUAUGACACAUUGUGGCUGGAACUCUUCAAUGGAAGCACUAACAUUGGGAGUGCCGAUGUUGACAUUUCCAGCAUGGGGUGACCAAGUCACAAAUGCAAAGUUCUUGGUAGACGUUUAUGGGGUAGGGAUUAAGUUGGGUUAUAGUCAGUCUGAAAAGAAAGUGGUAAGCAGAGAAGAGGUGAAGAAGUGCUUGUUGGAAGCAAUUGUCGGGCCAAAAGCAGAGGAGUUGAAGCGAAACGCGUUGAAGUGGAAAAGGGUUGCAGAGGCUGCAGUGGAUGACGGUGGGUCCUCUGACGGACAUCUUGAUGCAUUCGUGGAGGAUGUGAAAAGACGUGGCGCUUUUGGCAUCAACAAGAUAUAACGACCUUGAUGCUAUGAUGUACAAUCAUCCGAAAGAAAUAAAUUCCUUAGUGCCAUGUCUUAUUUGGGGUGGAAUUGCCAAAUUAAAUGCGGGCUGACCCGUGAUGCUAAAAUGUCCCGCUUCCAAUUUCCAUCUAAGACGAUUAAAUGUUCUGUAUUCUUCUGUACUAUUUAGGGACCGGAGCAUUUAGUGCAUUUUUUCAAAAAUGAAAACAAUGUAGUUAGAUCAGAAUCUACAAAAUCCACUUUUAUUUUACUAAAAAUAGAUUCGUUUAAAAUUAUGUAAUAUAGUAGCUGAUAGCACCGCCUCAAGAAAGUGAAACUCCCGACAGACAGAGUGCCUUGCUCUCUGUUAGGGUUCCAUAUCUCCGGACGGUGGUGGCUCCUCAAGCCCUGCAAAGGAUAUGAUAUUUUCACAACGUCAUCUCUUGAGUUUCCCUCAAAAUCCCGCAUUCAUAGAGCGACCUAAAGCAAAGAAACGCUCAACUGAGUAAACAGAUAUAAUGGUCCAAAGCAAGAAAAAGGUUUGAAUGGAACUCUCCCUUCAACAUUCCAGCCCUAAAGGGAAUAUGCAAGACAAUAAAGAUUUUGGAAACUCAGGAAAUAAGGUGUCAUCUAACCCUAACCUUAAUUCAUACUCUAAAGAUAAGGUUUUUGCGUCUAAAGACCUAGAUCUAUUUCUUGAUGAUAAUGAGAUAACAAAAUCAAUCUUAGAUGACUUUGAUAUUCUCUUAGAUAAUGAUAAAAACGAUACU
Abrus precatorius (Indian licorice) is the source of this 2252-nucleotide messenger RNA. RefSeq names its product gallate 1-beta-glucosyltransferase-like. Gene Ontology annotation, molecular function: UDP-glycosyltransferase activity. The record is from RefSeq and is a predicted model, not a curated record. The transcript has a single exon. The coding region runs from base 65 to 1498 and encodes 477 amino acids. NCBI's taxonomy places the organism in Eukaryota, Viridiplantae, Streptophyta, Magnoliopsida, Fabales, Fabaceae.